GGAGCGGAGAGCAGCGGAGCGCCGAUCUGAGCGCAGGGGAGCGGCUUCACUGUGACCCCGUUCUACGGGGACAAAGCGACCGCCGGUUGGAGACCACCGGGGCGGACGGACAAGCGCGGACGGCGACGUCAUUUUUAUUCAUUAUUACUAUUAUUUUUUUUGGUCAAAGACAGAUCGUCGUUUUUUGGCGGUCAGACAGACAGCAACAGUUGUCACGAUGUCUGAAAUCAGAUGAGGCGAGAGCAGCGGAGUGAGCACUGCGGCGCUGCUGUGAUCCGGGCCGGGCGGGAUAAACGUGUUGCUGCCGCGUCCCGCCUGCGAAGACACCGCCGCGUUAAUCAGCUGGAAGAGCGAGGGCAGCGCGGUGUGCAUCUGUUUGUCAUUCCGGGCUUUCGGCGUCAUUCGGCUCGUCAGCCAUCCCCCCCGGUCGUGUCGAGGUUUGGUCUGCGGCUGAGGUGAAUCCAGACGUCAGGGCGGGCUCAUGUUCCGCUCAGCAGGGAAACGGGCUGUUGCGUCUGCAGAGAGUCAGAGCUGACGAGCCUGCUGAGACACACGGACAGACAGGCAGGCAGGCAGGCCGAGAGACAGACAGGAGCGAGGGGAGGGGGGCGACAGCCUGUUUCGGCUCUCUCUCCCCUUUGCGGAUCGAGCCGAGCCCCCUCCUGUUUCCACCCAGAACCCCCACCCACUUGCCUCCCGCUUUGCAUGGGGGGAAAGCAGAGCACAGCGGGUCGGCCCCGGGGUGCUUUUCCCGGUGUCUCUACGGAUGACAGCGCGGUGCCACCCUCGGCCCACUUCGGCCACUACCGGCCGAGCGGCACCAUGGGCCUAAGGAGCCGCUCGGUGAGCUCCGUGGCCGGGAUGGGCAUCGAGCACAGCCCCGCCGUGCCCUUCGGCUUCUACACACCAAGAGGGACGGACUCGGAUCGAGCCGGAGGGGGGUCAGGGGGCACUACCGCCGCCCCACACGGUACCGGCUACCAGGACACUGGGGGCGGAGGGCACCACACGGACGGGGUGCUCUAUCUGGGGUCCCGGGGGUCGCUGGCUGACACCUUGCCCCUGCACAUCGCACCUCGCUGGUUCAGCGCGCACAGCGGAUUCAAGUGUCCUGUCUGCUCCAAGUCUGUGGCGUCCAACGAAAUGGAGGUCCACUUCAUCAUGUGUCUAAGCAAGCCUCGCCUCUCCUACAAUGAUGAUGUGUUGGCGAGGGAUGCCGGUGAGUGUGUGAUCUGUCUAGAGGAACUGCAGCAAGGGGACACCAUAGCCAGACUGCCGUGCCUCUGCAUCUACCACAAAAGCUGUAUAGACUCAUGGUUUGAGAUCAAUCGUUCCUGCCCUGAACACCCCUCUGACUGACUGACCACCAGGUCCACUACGAAAACUGUUCAAGGACGUCUCGUUGUCCUGCCAUGGACAUCUGGCCGCAGAUGCAACCAAAUCUGAUGAAACAAUCAAAGCGAUCAACACAGACUUAUCCUGACAGAAUCCAUCCUCCUAACCAAGAUAAUUAAUCCUUGUGAACUGAACCAAAAAAACGUGACUGUCAAACCAUCGUACAUUAAAGCCCCCCCCCCCCAGCCCUCCAUUUUACGCCUGCUGAAAAGACUGCUUACAACCCCUCCACCCCCCACCCUCCCUUCCUUCCCUGCCCUCCUAUUUCUCCAGGCUAACAGAAUCCCUUAAAGGGCUUCAUCGGCCUCAGCUCCCCCUCCGACCCAUGCGGCCAUCCGCCUCCCUGACGUGCUCAGGUCCUCGCAGGCCUCCAGCAGCUGGCCUUCCAUCUUGCAUCUGGAUCCAGGCCUGUCACUCACUUGUGUCCAGCCCUCCCAUGGCCUUAACUGGGGAGAGGAGAGGAAGCAGAGCAGGGAGUAGGCAGGAGGGAAGAGGAAGGAAACCACGCAAGGAAGAAGGAAGCUGGCGAGGAGGAGAAGGAGGAGGAAACCGAUGAAAGGAGGUUGUUGCAGGAGCUCGCUUUGAGAGACGGACUUGUACGUUAUUUGGUGGGCCUCUCAUCCCACAACAGGACUCCAACUCGGUGACCUCUCAUCGCAGACCGGGUCCCGGUGUGCUUCUUUCUCAUAGUUCCUGCCUCAGUUCUGCACCCCUCCUCGCCAAUCUGACUCAUAGUAAUCAAAUCAAAAAGUCCCCAAAAUGCUUCUUAGACCUGGUUUGUGCACACCUGGGCAGGCAGGGAGGGACAGAGGGUUAAAAAAAAAAAACAACAACAAAAAAAGGGGGAUGCCAGCUUGUCUUCUUUGUACAGUA
Messenger RNA from Chelmon rostratus (copperband butterflyfish), 2268 nucleotides. It is a transcript of the gene znrf1, whose product is annotated as zinc and ring finger 1. The transcript has 5 exons. Lineage: Eukaryota; Metazoa; Chordata; Actinopteri; Chaetodontiformes; Chaetodontidae. Bases 706 to 1359 code for a protein of 217 amino acids. The record is from RefSeq and is a predicted model, not a curated record.